Sarcophilus harrisii (Tasmanian devil) is the source of this 793-nucleotide messenger RNA. It is a transcript of the gene NPPA, whose product is annotated as natriuretic peptide A. Gene Ontology annotation, biological process: negative regulation of systemic arterial blood pressure; cGMP biosynthetic process; receptor guanylyl cyclase signaling pathway. NCBI's taxonomy places the organism in Eukaryota, Metazoa, Chordata, Mammalia, Dasyuromorphia, Dasyuridae. Gene Ontology annotation, molecular function: hormone activity; hormone receptor binding. Gene Ontology annotation, cellular component: nucleus; cytoplasm; extracellular region. The record is from RefSeq and is a predicted model, not a curated record. The coding region runs from base 85 to 519 and encodes 144 amino acids. The transcript has 3 exons.
AGAGAACAGGGCCAGAAGACCAAGAGCAGAGAGGAGAGAGAAGAGACAGCGUUUGGCUGACUGAGACUGACGACCAAUCACAGCAUGGGCUCCUUCACUACCAUCUCCAUCAGCAUCCUCCUCCUUUUGACUUUGCAGCUUCAAGGUCGAACCAAAGCCAAUCCUGUGUCCAAUAAUGACCUAGUGGAUUUAAAGAAUUUGUUGGACCGCCUGGAGGACAAGAUACCUUUAGAAGAUGAGGUCAUGCCCUCACAAGGACUUAAUGAGCAGAAUGAGGAGGCUGGGGAAGCACUUAACCCCGUCUCUUCCUGGAGUGGGGAAGUCAGCCCAGCCCAGCGGGAGGGAGUCUUCAACCGGGGCACUUGGGAGCAAUCUGACAGAUCUGCCCUCCUGAAGAAUAAGCUUCGGGCACUCUUGACUUCCCCUCGUAGUCUGAGGAGAUCCUCCAGCUGCUUUGGGGGCCGGAUUGACAGAAUAGGAGCCCAAAGUGGACUUGGCUGCAACAGUUUUAGGUUCUGAAGAUAAUGUACAAAGAGGAAAACGUGCUGGACCCAGUCAGAGCCACAGAAGCUUCAAAUCCUUUGGGACUUUGCUUUAUUUUGUCCAUUUGUUGUCAGCCAACUGGACUUUGAAUGUGCUCCUGGUUCAAACUACAGCUUUCUUUUGCCAUUUCACAAAUAUAAUUUUGAAUGUAGACAAAAUGCUGUAAUGGUGGCUUUUGCCUCUAUAUUAAAUCUGAGUUUAAAUCCUAAGCAGUUCAAAGAUGAAUAAACUUCAGCACCAUGGACAGAAA